Messenger RNA from Glycine soja, 1750 nucleotides. RefSeq names its product flavonol 7-O-beta-glucosyltransferase UGT74F1-like. The coding region runs from base 211 to 1593 and encodes 460 amino acids. The transcript is spliced from 2 exons. Gene Ontology annotation, molecular function: UDP-glycosyltransferase activity. The record is from RefSeq and is a predicted model, not a curated record. NCBI's taxonomy places the organism in Eukaryota, Viridiplantae, Streptophyta, Magnoliopsida, Fabales, Fabaceae.
UUCAAAUCUAAUGACUUUUAAAGACUCGUAUACGAAAGAAGUAAGGUUCUGUCACAAGACAUGUUCCCACGGAGUGUUUUGAGACAAGAAAAUAACAAUUAACAAGUGACCCUAUAAUUAACUUCAAUUUUCGACAACUUGAGCUAUUUUAUCAUUAUCACCUCCAUUGCCAAUUCUCCUCUAUAGCUUGUGUGAGUAUAGAAAUAAGAGAUGGAAGAGAGAGUGAGUGGAUGUAGCCACGUCUUAAUGGUUCCAUACCCAAGUCAGGGUCACAUAAACCCAAUGCUCCAAUUCAGCAAGCGCUUGAGCACCAAAGGAGUGAGAGUCACUAUGGUCACAACCAUUUUCAUUUCCAAGUCCAUGCAUCUUCAAUCUUCUUCCUUGUUAGGAAAUGUUCAACUUGAUUUCAUAUCAGAUGGCUGUGAUCAAGGUGGUUUUGGUCAAGCUGGUAGUGUGUCAACCUAUUUAUCUCGCAUGCAAGAAAUAGGUUCCAAUAACUUGAGGGAACUCAUAAAAAAAUACAACUCUUCAGAUCACCCUAUUGAUUGUGUGGUAUAUGACCCUUUGGUUAUAUGGGUAUUGGAUGUAGCCAAAGAAUUUGGGUUAUUUGGAGCUGCUUUUUUCACUCAAAUGUGUGCAGUCAAUUACAUAUAUUAUCAUGUCUACCAUGGACUUCUUAAGGUCCCCAUUUCAUCACCUCCAAUCUCUAUUCAAGGGCUUCCUUUGCUUGAUCUAAGAGACACACCAGCCUUUGUUUAUGAUCCUGGAUUCUAUCCAGCUUACUUUGACUUGGUCAUGAAUCAAUUUUCUAACAUCCACAAAGCAGAUAUCAUUCUUGUCAAUUCCUUCUACAAGCUGGAGGAGCAGGUGGUGGAUUCCAUGUCAAAGCUAUGUCCAAUAUUGAUGAUUGGGCCAACAGUUCCAUCCUUUCACUUGGACAAGGCAGUCCCAAAUGACACAGACAAUGUUUUGAAUCUCUUUCAAGUAGAUUCAUCAGCCAUUAGUUGGCUGAGACAAAAGCCUGCAGGGUCAGUUAUUUACAUAUCAUUUGGCAGCAUGGUGUGCUUCAGCUCACAGCAGAUGGAGGAAAUAGCAUUGGGCCUAAUGGCAACUGGCUUCAACUUCUUGUGGGUCAUCCCUGAUUUGGAAAGAAAGAAUCUCCCAAAAGAGUUGGGGGAGGAAAUUAAUGCAUGUGGAAGGGGUUUGAUAGUUAAUUGGACCCCACAAUUGGAAGUGCUAUCAAAUCAUGCUGUCGGUUGUUUUUUCACACACUGUGGAUGGAAUUCAACACUUGAAGCAUUGUGCUUAGGGGUGCCAAUGGUUGCACUGCCACAGUGGACUGACCAGCCCACAAAUGCAAAAUUUGUUGAGGAUGUAUGGAAAGUGGGAAUCAGAGUCAAAGAGAAUGAGAAUGGGAUUGUAACAAGAGAAGAGGUUGAGAAUUGCAUCAGGGUAGUAAUGGAAAAGGACCUAGGAAGAGAAAUGAGAAUUAAUGCUAAGAAAUGGAAGGAAUUGGCUAUAGAAGCAGUGAGUCAGGGUGGUACUUCAGACAACAACAUCAAUGAAUUUAUAAAUAAUCUGAAAAGAUCCUAAACUAAAUAUCCCUUUUGGUGUCAAUUAAUAUUGAUUCCAUAAAUUGUAUUAGAAUUUUAUUUUCCUCUUGUCUGUUUAGUAGCUAUUAUAUGUUUAUGUCAUUCUAUGUUAAAUACUUAAAUUAUUGUAUAUACAAGCACCACACGUUUACUAGUUA